Molecule: messenger RNA, 1512 nt
Organism: Cariama cristata (Red-legged seriema)
Lineage: Eukaryota; Metazoa; Chordata; Aves; Cariamiformes; Cariamidae
Product: patatin-like phospholipase domain-containing protein 2
Exons: 9
Coding region: 15-1322 (435 amino acids)
Biological process (GO): triglyceride catabolic process; lipid homeostasis
Cellular component (GO): cytoplasm; membrane; lipid droplet
Molecular function (GO): triacylglycerol lipase activity
Source: RefSeq, a predicted model, not a curated record
CUUGUGCAGAUGUUAUGGCAUUAGCUAAAGAAGCUAGAAAGCGAAAUCUUGGUCCUCUUCAUCCUUCCUUUAAUGUGAUAAAGAUAAUAAGAGAUGGACUGAUGAGAAAUCUUCCAGAAAACACUCACCAGUUGUCAUCGGGCAGACUGUGUAUUUCACUAACCAGAGUAUCAGAUGGUAAAAAUGCAUUGAUAUCUAAUUUUAACUCUAAAGAAGAAGUUGUCCAGGCUUUAAUCUGUAGUUCAUUUGUCCCUAUUUAUUGUGGCCUAAUUCCACCAUCAUUUAGAGGUGUGCGCUAUGUGGAUGGAGGAAUCAGUGACAACUUACCUAACUAUGAAUCUAAGAAUACCAUCACAGUUUCACCUUUUGCUGGGGAGUGUGAUAUCUGUCCAAAAGGGAAUUCUGCCAACUUUCAUGAAAUGAAUGUGACUAACACCAGCAUUCAGCUCAGUUUGGGGAACCUUUAUCGUUUAACACAAGCACUCUUUCCACCAGAACCUAAGGUACUAGGAGAGAUCUGUGAGCAAGGAUAUUCAGAUGCUCUUAAAUUCUUGAAAGAGAAUGGUAUUCUGAAUGACUCAAUUUAUAUCCACUUGUCCUUCACAAAAAGAAAUCCUCUUGAGCCUGCACAACACAUUGACUGUAUGGAGAAAAAGAAAUUGACAGAAAAUAACAGAGUAGAAACUUUGAAAAUGGAAGUACUUAAUGACCAGCUGAAGCAAAAUCCCUGGCCUUUGGAGAAGAGCAUAUUUGAGAGUCUUCCUCCUAGACUUCGUAAAGCACUGCAGGAAGCUUGUAAAGAACAGAAUGGAUUCUAUGCUCAGUUCUCUAAACUCUUCCCAAUGCGGGUGAUAUCCUAUCUGAUGCUACCAUAUACGCUACCAGUGGAGUCCGCGUACUCUGUUGCUUUACGAUUAGUAAACUGGUUUCCUGACAUGCCUGCUGAUGUUCGAUGGAUGCAAGAACAGCUUUGUCAGAUUGCUGGUACAGUUUAUUCCCAGGCUAAAAGCAAGCUAUUCUGUACCUCCAGGAAAGACAAUUACGCAUCACUGAGAAAAUGUCAAACUGUCCCAUCUACUAUGGAAUUUCAUUCUUCAUACUGCCACCUUAAAAUGCCUCACUCUUCUGCGGACCUUGAAACCUGGCUCUGGGAAUCUUCAUGCUUCAUGCACUCAGCUAUGAAAAAUGCCUCUGCUAACAUGCAGGAGCAUUCAGACUUAAAGUCCUGUCCUAAUUUUCUCCCAAAUUCUGAUGAGUCUGGGUUGGAAAUAGAUUUUGACUCUUCCUCAGAGACAAGUUUCCAAACUGCUCCAGAGUAUUAAUUUGGAAGUACAUUCCACAGUUUCCAAAAUUCCAAUUUGGCAGAGAAAUUUAAAUCCUUAAAGGACUAAAGAUCACUUUGUUUAUUGCCAAUAAGUCUUGGGAAAUUAUUUGUUUACAGCUUCCUGACAAAUCUGCCUUGGGAAUUCUACUGUUUUAAGGAUUAUAAAACCAGCGGCUGCUAUACUAAGU